AUGCGUACACGAUUAUAUACUCUCCGGAUAUGCAUGGAUACAAAGAAACGAAAUAGAAAUCAACGAUGCAAUAAUGUUCUUGGCGUUGUGUGGAAUUUCUUUUCUUUUCGCUUUUUCUACGAAUAUUUUUAUUUAUUUAUUUUAUUUGGUCUUUCAUUUCAUGUCUUUUCUUUCUUUCUUUCUUUCUUUCUUUCUUUCUUUUUUUUUACUGAACGAUUCAAAAAGAAGAGAGAAAAAAAGAGAAGGGUUUCUUUUGUCAUACUGUUCUUUGUUCUUUUAUCCUUUUUUUCCCUUUUCUUUUUUCCUCUUCUUUUUUUCCUCUUCUUUUUUCCUUUUCUUUAUUCUUUUUCUCUUUUACCAUUUCUUUUUUUUUUCUUUUUCGUUUUCUUCCUGUUCCUUGUUCCGUUUUUUCUCUUUUUAUUUAAGGAGUAUUUUAGCAUUGUAAGAGAGAGGCUAUCUAUCUAUCUAUCUAUCUAUCUAUCUAUCUAUCUAUUAUUAUUAUUAUUAUUAUUAUUAUUAUUAUUAUUAUUAUUAUUAUUGUGUAUCGUUUCGAUUUUUAAACAAAAAGUCUCUCUCUCUCUUUCUCCCUCUCUCUCCCUCUCUCUCUCUCUCUCUCUCUCUCUCUCUCUCUCUCUUUCUUUCUACCAUGUGGCUACAUGGCCUGAAGAUGGCUUUCAAUCAUGA
Acanthosepion pharaonis is the source of this 684-nucleotide messenger RNA. NCBI's taxonomy places the organism in Eukaryota, Metazoa, Mollusca, Cephalopoda, Sepiida, Sepiidae. The record is from the annotation of a GenBank genome assembly.